Fulvia fulva is the source of this 906-nucleotide messenger RNA. RefSeq lists its product as uncharacterized. The transcript has a single exon. Bases 1 to 906 code for a protein of 301 amino acids. NCBI's taxonomy places the organism in Eukaryota, Fungi, Ascomycota, Dothideomycetes, Mycosphaerellales, Mycosphaerellaceae. The record is from RefSeq and is a predicted model, not a curated record.
AUGACGCUCACCGGUCCUGUGCCUAAAGUCUGCAAAAGCACAUCUGACGACGCCUCCAGAGAGGGCACUGACCAGACACGCUACGUGAAGAAUUUUGGCAGCUGGACGAAAUCAAUGGCGCUUGAUCCUUCCGUCGACUGCGCCCAGCUCAGUGAGCAGUCCACCUCCGCUGACAUUCAGGCAUGUGUGUGGUCAGGUCUGUGCGGAACUCGAAAAGACUUGGACUUGGGUCUGGCGGCAGACCGCCACUAUCGGCGACAGGUAGCACACGCUGGAUCUGUCGACCUGUUGAAAGAUGCAGCUGAAACCCAACAGUACCGACAUGAACCGCUUCCAGGUCCUGGCCAUAUCAGGGUCCUGGUCGUACAGCCAGCAGCGUUUCCUGGUUCACCCGUGAUUUGUGAGAUUGGAACAUGCCGGCUUGAUUCGUCUGCCAUCUAUCAGGCCUUGUCCUACAGUUGGGCAACGCAGGAUGGCAUCCAAGCGUUCGAACGAUCGAUCAUGAUCCAGAGUAGGAAGAAGCUAGUCACGCGGAACCUAUUCGAAGCCCUAUGUCGACUACGCCAGCCCAAAGAUUGGACCCGCCUUUGGGUCGACGCCGUGUGCAUUGACCAAGACGAUGAUACCGAAAGGACCCACCAGGUUGCCAACAUGGCCUUGAUAUACAAAACCUCGAUCAGUGUCAUCGUUUGGCUGGGCGAAGGCGAGACCGCGGAGGAUGAUGCCGUUGUGCUUGCACUGCUCAGCAGCCUGGGUAACGGUCACAGCUCAGCUAGACAGGUCGCGAGACAUUCCUUCAGGUCGAACACACGGCGAGAGCCCCACUGUCGCCACACGAAGUAUCUUCAGCGCUUGCUGCGACUUGCUGAUAUGGCCGGAGACGAGCGCGACGACAGUGGAAAGUGA